AUGAACGAAUUUUAGGCUUUUAUCAUUAGUUUGGGAGAGAGGUUAAAUACUCCCAUACCAGAUGAAUAUAGAAGAUAAUUUAAGAUAAGAGGGGAGUUCACUUAUCCAACUAAUAAAAAGUUUGAUCAAAUCUGUAAGAGGUUUAGAAUAUAGCUUAUCUGUAGUUUUUUAGAAGAUGAAAAAUUAAGAUGCAAAAGAAAGUGGGACAACUCAUUUAAAUUGUUUAUGGUUUGGUUUCUGGUUAAAUACUUUGAGAAAAAAAACCUACUUAUUAUUCAUCCGGUAUCUUGAGAAAAUACAUCAUAGGAUGAGAAUGACUGGGUAAAUUUUGAAAACAUCCUUAAAAUUGACAAGCAUUCAUUGAAGCAACGAUGGAUAACCCUCAUAAAUCCAUAAAUGAAAUCAAUUAAUUGGCUUUAAGAGGAGGAUGAUUUCAUUACAACCCAAAUGAAGUACUCUAAUCCAUUCAAACUUAGUUAAAAGCAUAAACACAUAUGGACUUAGAUAGCAGUUUCAUUAUAUGAAAGAAAUCUUCAAGGAAACAUUCGUACUCCUAAAUAAAUUAGAGAAAGAUGGAUGAACUACCUUAAUCCAGAAUUGAAUAAGUAUAAUUCUCAUUAUAUACAUUUAGAGAUCAAUGGAUGCUCAAGGAGGAUUUGAUUAUCCUCAAUAACGUUGUCAAAAAUGGAAAGAAAUGGUCCUAAAUUUCACAAUAGUUAAAUGGAAGAACAGAAAACUAAGUAAAAAAUCGGUAUUUCAUAUACUUAUGUCAAGUUACAAAUCUUUAAUUCAUAAAAUCUGCAAGGACGAUGAAUGUGAUGAAAUUGAUAUGGUUAAGCAAUAUAUAAGGAAAAAGUAUUUUAAAUGAGUAAAUUUAGUUAAGCUCAUGUUGAUUCCAAUAAAUAAGGAAUUAUAGGAAAAAGAGGUAGGCAUAAAAAAGGAUUAAGAAAUAAAGAAUAAGGUGUGGAAUAAAGAAAGUAACGAAAUCUUCCAAAAAUAAUUAAACAGGAAGAAUAAAUAUCGCACUAAUCUUUUGUAUAACAAGCUUAACCAAUUAUUUAAUAAACACAAUAAUAAUAAGCUUAGCAAUAAUAACAAUAAUAAUAGCAGACUUAAUAAUAAUAAUUAUAAUAAUUAUAAUUUCAUCAAUAAAUGCAAUUGCAAUAAUUACAACAAUAAAUGAAUUUUAAUAAUGAAGAGAUGAAGAUCGCCUUAAAUUUACAAUCAAAUUUUCUUUAAGAAGAUAUCAAAAAUACAACACCUUUGAUGAUGCUAUAAUGUUUAACUUCUCCUGGAUAUCAAUUUCUUGAGAAUCAAUUCCUAAAACAAUUAUCCCCAGGUAUGGUUGAGGAAGGAGAAUGCCAUUAAAAUUCUUCCUUGCAAUUACCAAAAUUAAAUAAUAUGUAUAAAAUGAGUUCUACAUCACCUUUUCUAUUACCUUCAAUGUUACAAUCUCCAUUUUGGAAUAACGAAUAAUAGUAUAUUUAGUAGAAUGAUGAAUAAAUGCCUCCUCCUCAACCAUCUUAGACAUUUUCCUAGUAGAUAUCUACUACACCUUUUUUGAAUUUAAGUUAUUUAAGAUAACCUUAGCACAAUGGCUUUACAAGCAAGAAAGAGUUAGAUUUAUUAUAAGAGAAUCCAAUUUAAUAAUUUAACAAAAGAAGAAAUUUUAAUUAGUAGUGA
Paramecium octaurelia is the source of this 1683-nucleotide messenger RNA. NCBI's taxonomy places the organism in Eukaryota, Ciliophora, Oligohymenophorea, Peniculida, Parameciidae. The record is from the annotation of a GenBank genome assembly.